Coniophora puteana RWD-64-598 SS2 is the source of this 975-nucleotide messenger RNA. Its product is annotated as WD40 repeat-like protein. The transcript is spliced from 2 exons. The record is from RefSeq and is a predicted model, not a curated record. Lineage: Eukaryota; Fungi; Basidiomycota; Agaricomycetes; Boletales; Coniophoraceae. The coding region runs from base 1 to 975 and encodes 324 amino acids. Gene Ontology annotation, molecular function: protein binding.
AUGCCCUCAGUCAGGUCUACGGGCUCCGAAGUUUCACAGAAAGAGUUCAAGGGUCACUCAAAAGAGGUGCUCGCAAUCGCUUACUCGCCUGAUGGCAAAUUGAUUGCGUCCGGCUCUGCGGAUACGACGAUAAGGAUUUGGGAUUCCCAUGCUGGCACGCAGGUCGGAAAGCCCCUGGAAGGUCAUCAAAACUAUGUCAAGGCAGUCGCAUUCUCUCCCGACGGAAGUCACAUCGCAAGCGGCUCUCUCGACAACACGAUCCGUGUCUGGAGCGUUCGGACCCACCAGGAAAUUCCACGUACGAAGGAGCUCGCUAUGGAUCCUUUCAUAGGACACACCGGUACAGUGACCGCCGUCAAUUUCACACCUGAAGGCACCUCUGUCGUCAGCGCUAGUGAAGACAGAACAAUUCGUAUAUGGGACACACGCACCGGUAAAUCGCUUCGAACCAUCAAAGGUCACGAAGACCGAAUAAACGCUCUCGAUGUGUCUCCAGACGGAUCAAGGAUCGCGAGUGGAUCAUGGGACCAUAUGGUACGCAUCUGGGACAUCAACACCGGUCAGCGGGUAGCGGGCCCAUACAAACACGGCGACUACGUGCGAUCUGUUUGUUUUUCGCCUAGCGGGUCGUGUCUUCUAUCCGGCUCUGACGACAAAACGGCGCGGGUCUGGGAUAUAUCUACCGGACAAGAGGUUCUGAAGGUGGAACAUGAUAAAUGGGUGAAAUGCGUGCACUAUGCACCUGACGGACGCACCUUUCUUAGCGCUUCGGAUGACAAUACCAUUCGGACUUGGAACGUGAGCACCGGCAAAAUGUUUCACUCUCUUGAACAUGAGAGCGAUGUCGGUGCAGCUGCUUUCUCGCUGGAUGGAACGCGUAUUGCGAGUGGAACGAUCAACGGGUAUAUUAGGAUAUGGGAGGCAACGGGCGGGAAGUUGCUCUUGGGCAAGGUACGUGAUAGACGUACGUUAUAA